Callithrix jacchus (white-tufted-ear marmoset) is the source of this 4842-nucleotide messenger RNA. It is a transcript of the gene DMRTA1, whose product is annotated as DMRT like family A1. Gene Ontology annotation, cellular component: nucleus. Gene Ontology annotation, biological process: regulation of transcription by RNA polymerase II; sex differentiation. Lineage: Eukaryota; Metazoa; Chordata; Mammalia; Primates; Cebidae. Gene Ontology annotation, molecular function: RNA polymerase II cis-regulatory region sequence-specific DNA binding; protein binding; DNA-binding transcription factor activity, RNA polymerase II-specific. The record is from RefSeq and is a predicted model, not a curated record.
CUCCUUCUUGACUGGAGGCACAGGGGCAUUAAUUAACUUAGCGGCCCGGGACUGUGCCAGGCUCACGGGACGCCUGCACCUCUCAGCGUCUCCAGCUCCGGGACGCUGUCGUCCCGACUCCGAGCGGAAAGAGAGUCAAACUUUCGUCCGUGGGCGGGUGGGGCUCAGCAGGACCCCAGCGCCUCCUGUCCGGCUCCCCCAGCCUCACCGCGGGGUGCUGCGCUCAGAGCACUUUCCAGUUGCGACUCCCGGCCAGAAACUUCUCGGGAAUGGAGCGGUCACAGUGUGGCAGCAGAGACCGCGGCGGUAGCGGCCGACCCCACCUGGCCCCGGGGCUGGUGGUGGCCUCUCCUCCGCCCCCAUCCCCGGCCUUGCCGGUACCGUCGGCGCUGCAGGUUCCCCCAGCGUUCCUGCGGCCGCCCAGCCUCUUUCUGCGAGCUGCGGCGGCCGCCGCCGCCGCCGCCGCCACCUCGGGAAGCCGAGGCUGCCCGCCCGCCCCGGGGCUGGAGAGGGGGGUGGGCGCGGUGGGCGCGGUGGGCUGCGGCUACCCGCGGACGCCCAAGUGCGCCCGCUGUCGCAACCACGGCGUGGUGUCGGCGCUCAAGGGCCAUAAGCGCUUCUGCCGCUGGCGCGAGUGCGCCUGUGCCAAGUGCACCCUAAUCGCCGAGCGCCAGCGAGUCAUGGCCGCCCAGGUGGCGCUGCGCAGGCAGCAGGCGCAGGAGGAGAGCGAAGCCCGGGGGCUGCAGAGGCUCCUGUGCUCGGGGCUCUCCGGGCCCCCCGGGGGUCGGGCCUCCGGGGGCGGCGGCAGAGCCGAGAAUCCCCAGGCCACUGGCGGCCCUACGGCGGGGGCUGCGCUGGGACUCGGUGCCUUGAGACAGACCAGUGGUUCCGCGACCCCCGCUUUCGAGGUUUUCCAGCAAGGUUAUCAUGAGGAAAAACAAGAACAAAAAGAGAGUAAAUGUGAUUCAUGCCAGAAUGGACAAGAAGAACCAAUCUCCAAAUCCCAUCAACUUUCCCUGGGAUCAUCUCCUAGGUCUAAUGGUGUCACUGGGAAACAAAGCAUCAGGUCAUCUAUUUCAGAAUACUCCAACAAGCAUGAUAGUACCCUAUCUUCUCAUUCUGGAGAGCAAUCAGAAGGUGAAGAAAGUCCCAGGUCCUUAUCAUCCUCUGAUCUGGAAUCAGGAAAUGAAAGUGAAUGGGUCAAAGACUUGACUGCGACCAGGGCCAGCCUUCCUACAGUGUCCUCAAGACCAAGAGAUCCUCUUGAUAUCCUUACCAAGAUUUUCCCAAAUUAUAGGCGCAGCCGUCUAGAAGGCAUUCUGCAGUUCUGCAAAGGGGAUGUGGUCCAAGCCAUUGAACAGGUUUUAAAUGGCAAAGAACACAAGCCAGAAAACAGGAACCUAGCAAGCUCAGGAGAACUGGAAAACACAGCCUUUCAGAGAGCUUCAAGUUUUAAUCUUGCAGGAAUUGGCUUUGGAACUCUAGGUAAUAAAUCAGCUUUCUCUCCUCUUCAAACUACUACUGCAUCUUAUGGAGGUGACUCAAAUAUCUACAGCUUAAAUCCUAGAGUAGGUAUCAGUCCCUUAAGGCUGGCAUACUCUUCUGCAGGAAGAGGAUUAUCUGGUUUUAUGUCACCCUACCUAACACCUGGGUUGGUACCCACCCUGCCUUUUCGGCCAGCUUUGGAUUAUGCCUUUUCAGGGAUGAUUAGAGAUUCUUCCUACCUUUCCAGUAAAGACUCAAUAACUUGUGGUAGACUGUAUUUCAGACCAAAUCAGGACAGUCUGCUGUAAUGUAUAUGCCCAUUCCCCCUUUCUGGAGUGUUUCUAGAAGUAUGCAAUACAUGCAUGUGCACACACAUGCACACAUAUCCAUUAAUAUACUUCAGUAAGUAUGUGAGUAGAUUAUGAGGUUUUAAAAUGCUAUUUUUUUCACAAGCAAUAUAAUAGGUCUUAGAUCUGAAGACCCUUCAUUAAAAUUUAUCAAGUGAAAGAAGUAAAUUUGAACAUUAUAUGUACCUUGAAUAAAGCUAUUUCAGGAAAUAUCUACUUUAAUGAAUUUUGUCCCUAAAUUAUCAUUUGCAAAAAUGUUUUAUUUUAAAAACUAUACUUGUUUUUAUUUUAUUGAAAAGUGGAAUUUUUAGUGAUAAAAUACAUUUGUAAGUAUAAAGCAAUCCAGCAUAAUAUAAAUCAAGGAAGAAUUGAACAAUUAAGGCCAUUUCUAAGUAAUUACUACUUCAAAACAUUUUAUUCUGUCCCUUGUUCAUAGGAAAGAAAAAAGUUAUUCAAAGUAUUUUAAAAAUGUUUUAUUUGCAGAUAAGUGAUUCGUAAUAAAUAAACCAUUGGAGCAGUUUGAAUUUAUAUUUUCUGAGUGUUUUAUUUUUCAACCUUAGCUUCCAUUUGUGAAAACAAGUGUCGUUAAAAACCGUUUCUCUAAGGUUAACACUGGAUUACAGACUACAAAAUAGAUCUUAGGAAAUGAGACUUCGCCAUCUCCUGGCCACUAUCACCAAUUGCAACUGAGCUCUGUAGAGUACAUGAAUUAGAAACAUUGUUUCCAAAGAAUAAACAGACCGUAUUUUCAAAUAGUCACUUUGGAUUAUGCUAUGUUAAAAUUUUCAUACUGUAAAGUGCAUAUCUGUGAAUGAGAGUUGCAAACUGUAAGUGAGCUUAUGCUUGUAUCUGGGGAAAUAUCCUUUGCUUAUAAGUUUGGGACAAGAAUAUAUGGCAGCCAUUCUGAAAGGUAAGAAUAAUUUUAUUCAGAAAACUAAAGUAGCUGCUCAAAUAAAUAUUUACUAACUGGAGAUAGUUGAUGCUUAAUGCACUGAGGAGAGACAUAAGAUUUCCAAAGGGGAAAAACUGCCAUGAAGUUUCAGAGAUAUUCUUGCAAUUUUAAACAUACUUUUUGUCCUCCAUCUGGCACAUUUGAAAACUAUUUACUUCAGUCCGUGGAAAGUCCCUGAGGAAACCGCUUACAAAACAAUUUCUAGAACAUUUUCUUUGUAUGUCAUCAUUUUUUUUUGAAGGACAGUAACUUCAUUGUUAUUAAAAAUAAAUGGAAACCCAGUGGUGGUAAAAGAUAGUUGAUGAAUUAGAGAUUGUUUAAACAAUUUGAGCAGCAUGACUCACUAAAGAUUUUUAAAUUAUAUGUAUAUAUGUAUGUGUGUGUAUGUGUGUCUAUGCAUAUAUAUGUCUACGUACUUAUACAUUAAAGCCCUACAGGUUAUAUUAUUAUGGAGGCUUUUUUCAUGAAGCCAGUAAGAAUGUAUUUCCAAGGAAUAUUUUGCCAGAAAAUAUGAUAUUAAAUUACUUCAGAAAAUCUGAUGCUGAUUUAGGAUGUAAAUGUGUUUAACAGGUUAUAUAUUAAUUUCAGUGGAGUGGAUUUAAGAAACCAGAUCUUGAAAAAUGUUGAUGUUCUCAAUAUUCAUUUAUUGGAAAAAAUUUUAGUACAAUGUCUAGCAAGUAGUUGAAAUUCAAUUAAUAUAUACUGAGUAAGAAACUCUUACAUGUAAUAGAUCUCUGUGAGACCCUGAUAAAACUGAAGAACUCUACAAAAUGGCCUACAGACACACAGUUUUGCAUACAGUUUCCCUGGGUUCUUCAAUCUCCUAAAUGGUAUUCAGGUUAGAUUCCUUUGUGAUUCUUCAGUUGUUUCUACUGCAUUAAUCCACUUACUGAAUGCUAUUUUUCUGAAAAGUGCUAAAUCCUAUAGAGGAUACUGAAUGUAAAAUAUUUUGCUUUAAAGGAAGUUACAUUAUCCAGUAGAGAUAUGGUUUAAAACAAUGAUUCUACAGUUACUGCAUUAUUUGUGUGGUCUUAUGAUGUGCUUGUAUCUGAGAAACUGAAUUGCUUUUGAACUUGGAAGAACAUCCAUUUUGGGCAGUAUUCAUAUUUAUAAUAUAAUUUUAUAAUCAUAAAACUUAAUUUAUAUAAUGCUUACACAUUCCAUACCCUUUAUAAUAAUAUAAGGACUUAAAAUAGGUUAUUUGUCUAACAACUUAAUAGUAUGUGAGGAUACUGAUGCUCAGCAGUAGAGUCUUUUUCUCCCUAAAGUUAGCAGUAUGAGUUAUCUGGAGUAGAAUUAUUGUACUCACUUCAGCAACUUGAGACUCCAAGGUCUGAGGAAGAAUUCAUAUCUGUUUUGUCCAUUCACAGCUUUGUACAGUGUCUGAUAUAUCAUAGGUGCACAAAUACUAGGUUUCCACUGUCUGAAAUAAAUAAAAGGAAAUAUUAGCUUGAGAAUUUAUUCAUUCAAUACAUAUUUAAUAAGCACCCUAUUUCAUGCCAUGCACUGUGUUAGAUACACAAUAUAAAGAAGUAUUUAAGAUAAGGCUUUGCCUCAAGUUGUUCGCAGUCUAUAUUGUCAUGUGUACAAAAGCAACCAAUCAUCCAAAGUCGGUAUUAUUUGACGAUGUUGGUACAUCAAUGAGUUCUUUGUAAUCUUGAUACUCAUGUCCAUGGAUGCUUCUUGAAGCCUGAACUCCUAAGCCACUAAUUAGUAGUGAGAAGAAAGAGGUGGUAAAUGCUUUAAGAGCUAGCAUAUAACAAAAAUGAAUUGGGUUUAUCUGUAUCAUUUAGAGGGCUUGGGAGGCAAACAUUUCAUAGAGUAUUCAGAGGAACAUAAGGAAUGACGUUUUUACAGUUAACAGCUGUCCAAGAGUGUAAUGGCUGCCUUAUAUGAUAAUGCAUCUUGUACUCAUUGAAAAAUGCAUGUAGAAAAUACCAAUCAGAGACCUGCUUGAUGGGAUUUUUCAUUACUGGUUUAAUAUUGGGACUGAAUCAUUUUGUAGCUCAUCAGAAAUAUGGAAAGCAUUUUUAAAAUAAAUAGAUAAUGAAAUUUCAA